AUGGAAAUCGCCAUGGAUCAAGCCGUGGCAGCGGCGAUGCCCGCUAGCACGGCGACCGAUGUGUCACCCUUCAUCGGGAUUUUGCUGGCGGUCAAUGAGCGCGCCGGGCACAAGCUGACUUUUGCAUACCCCCCGGCGCCCGGGUUCGUCGUGCCGGCAGAUCUAGAUGAAGCACACCCGGGCGCCGCCGGCACAGGUAGCCCCCCCGGGCCCAAGGGCGAUCUCGGCCUCGGCUCCGAUCUGCCGAUUGACUUGGCCGGCUUUGAGCCCUUCAUCGCGGCAUCGGACUUCCGCCCGGGGCUUGGAGACUAUGCCGAACACUUCCUUUCGGAGGCCGAUUUGACUGAAGGCGGCUCCGACCGGUCGGGCCUCGAGUCAGGGGGUGGGUCUUCGGACUCGGGCGCCGCACAUGUCGCCCCGUCACAGUGGUCCGUCUGUCCGUUGCAUGAAACGCCGGAUCCCUUGCACAUGUGUGACAUGUGUGCCGGGGUCGUCGGUGCCAGCACUUCCUCUCCCGGGAGCCCUACUUCCCAGCCGGCAUCCGGCACCACGGCUGCCCUUGGAUCGACGAUGCCGAGUGCCAGUACCACCGGCUCCAGCACGCCCGGCACCGCACCACCCGGGCCGGUCUCCACCGGUAGUGGCGGCAGCGGUAGCAGUGCGCCGGCGACCACCGGCGGCGGCCCAUCUUCCAGCUCCACCAGCAGCACCCUAACUCGGGCACAGGCUUUUGGCGGCCAUCUUUUCGGCAUCGACAUUCACUAUCUCUCGGAUCUGCUGACUCCCCGGCGGGCAAGCUGCAACAAGCGCUUUGAGCUGGGUGUUGAUGAUGUUCUCUUCAUCGGCCACCCGAUCGAGGUGCAUCCGGGCCCGGGGUCCAGGGCCCUCGGCACCGAGUCCGGCCCGAGUCUUGAAUCGCGCACCGGGCUCUACCUGUCCGAGUCCUUUUCUUCCGGAGCCGGUGGAGGGACCGGCCUGGCCGGGGCUGGCACUGGCAUCGGGACCGGAGGGCCGGCGCUCGCCACCGGUAUCAGCAACGGCGGCACGGUCAAGGCCACCGGUUCGCCGCAUCUGCACCAUGAAGAUGCUCAGGAUGCUGGCCGGGCAUCCGAGCUCCAGCUCUUCCACGUCGUGCUUGUGGCCCGUCGGUCGGCCUCGCGGUCGGUGGUCGAUCGGGCAUAUGAUCUGGUUGUGCGCCGGGCAGCCAACAUCCUGGCCCGGGAGCAAUCGCGCACCGGAUAUGUCACCCGUGAGUGCUCCCUCUUGGCGGACACGGUGGCUAAGUAUCAGGGUGGCACGCCGGCCGGGGGAAUGCAAUCGAUCGAGUCGGCCGUCAUGCGGGAAAUCCUUCGCCGGAGCGACUUGGCCCGCGGGCUGGCGCGAAUGUUCGACUGCCUCGGGGAUCGACGCCCGCUGGGCGGUGCCCAGGUGCCCAGGGCCCUGUCAGGCCGCGAGCAUGAAUCCCACUCGCUGCCGGUGCCGACCUUUCGCGAGGUUACAUUCAAUCGGUGGAUUCGCCUGCCGGUUCCGACCGCCACGACGAUCCUGCGGCCGCCUGUCAUCGGCACCGAGGCGGCCGUCGGGGCUGACUCCGCGGGCCAGUUGGAGGACGAUUUGGAUUCGGUGUCGGUGGCCAUCCGCCCAUUUCACACGUUGCUGCUGACAUGCCAAAUUGGCGAGGAUGUCCAAUCAAAUCACCAGGCAAAUGCGCUUGGCGCCCGGAAGGGCCGUCACCUGUCUGGGCAUUUCAAUGCCUUCGAACUGUCGGAGCUCCUGCACGUGAACUCCGACUCGGACGAGGAACUCCCCGAGGAGGCCGACCACGAGCCGGCUCGGCGACCGCGCAUGACGCACAAACAGCGUGUCCUUGCGGCCCUGCCUGGGGGGUUUUCCUCCCUCCUGCGUGAGCUGGUCAUCGCAUCCGAUCCCUUCACCUGCUUUUCCGACCUCCAGGCCGGCCUCUGUGUGCCGGAUCUCCCGGGGGUUGGGUCGGUUCCAGCGGCACUGACAGCCGCCGCAAGACACCUGGUUUCCUGGGGCCUGGCCGUCGUGUGCUAUCCUCCGCGGGGGUUUUCGCGCUUCCUCCCGCGCGUGGUCCCCGAGACAUGGGCCCUUGCCCAGCGGGAGUACGCCGAGCGCUUUGGCCAUCGGUGGGACUCAAGUCCGAUCGGAGCCGGGCGCUGGCUCGGUGACCUCGCCCACCUACUUGGGCUUUUUGCCCGCGGUGCCCCCUUGCAGGAGGUCAUGACCAUGGCGACAGCCGGCUUGAAGCAUCCGGGCCAGGGCCGGGGCUCUCUCCUUCGGCGGCUUGUGUGGUUGCUCCGGCGCGGGCUGGUGGAGGAAUUGCACGUCUUUCCGAGGCUCCUUCCUCCCUUUGCCCCGGUCGGCUUGGCUCCCGGGGUUGCGAUGCCACUGGCGGCGGAGCGUUUUGCCCGCGCGACGCAGCUGCUACGCGAUGCCCUGGCUCGGCCGGUGGCCGGUCCGGCUUCGAGCUCGUUGCCGAUGUUGGCACCGGCAUUCCCCAUGCCAGCGGGGCUUGCUGUACAUGGUACCCCCGGACCGGCCUUCUCCCCGCUCGGGUCACUCGAUGGGAGCCUGGGGAAUUUUGGGAUGAUGGACUUUUCGUCCCUUGCCCCGGGGCUCUUUUCGCCCUUGGGCGUGGCCGGCGAGGCCAUGCCGAUGCCGAUGCCGAUGCCGAUGCCGAUGCCGAUGGAUUGGGCCGCCUCGAUGGCGGCACUGAUGCCUCUCCAACUACAAGCCAUGCCUCCGACGGCCCAUGCGCUGGGAUUGCCGCUGCCAGAGCAGCUACCCGUGGAACAGCUGUCCUUGGAGUCUGUGCCACAGCAGCCCCGCCACCAUGCCCAUCAGCAGCUUUCGUCGCAACACCACCAGUAUCCACUUGGACUGUCCUGGGGCGAGGGCGACAGCCAGGGCUUCUUGGCGGCCGGGCUGGAAUCGCACGCUCCCCUGGAUGAGACUGACCUUCUCCGGGCAUCGGGAGCCGGUGGCCCGGGUCUCACGUCGCACGAGGGCCACCCAGCCGGCGGAGGGGCUCAUGCACCGCGAGGUCGUGCGGCAGUGGCGGCGGCGUAUGCCGCGGCGGCCGCGGCCGAAGCAGCCUCCGGCGCCCCCUCGCCACACAUGGUGGCCUCCAAUGCUGACGAUGUGCCGGCCGGCCAUCGUCACUCGCUGGAGGACGAUCUGCACCAUGGGUCCGGGGGCCCGGUGGGUGGCCUUCAUGCGACUCCGCCGGCGCUCGGGCGCUUUGAGGCGCCGCCCGGGUCGGAAGCGCUCGACCCGCUGCACUCGGGAUGCCAUCUCCUUUCGGAACGCGAUGAGCGCUAUUGCUUCCUGCUGAAACUGAUCUGGCCCCUGCUUGAUGGUGAGCAUACUCUGCAUGCGAUCUGUUGGCACCUGCAGCAGCUCGGCGAACUCAGCCCGACCGUGGUCCCAGGCCGGAGGACAAACACACCGGACGAUGUGUAUCACCUGCUGGGGCUGUUGCGUGAUGUGGGGGUGUGCGUGUCCUUGAUUUCCCCGUGA
Fonticula alba is the source of this 3543-nucleotide messenger RNA. RefSeq lists its product as hypothetical. NCBI's taxonomy places the organism in Eukaryota, Rotosphaerida, Fonticulaceae. Gene Ontology annotation, cellular component: GATOR1 complex. The coding region runs from base 1 to 3543 and encodes 1180 amino acids. Gene Ontology annotation, biological process: TORC1 signaling; positive regulation of autophagy; cellular response to amino acid starvation. The transcript is spliced from 4 exons. The record is from RefSeq and is a predicted model, not a curated record.